AAAGACACACAAAACAAGAAAAGGAGAGUCGUGUGGUGAAAACAUGGUGGCGGCGGCUGACUUGUGCUUCUCCCGCCGGUCCACUCCGUAGGAGGGCCUCGCUUUCUCCUUCUUUUUCCUUUCCUGCCGUCACCGCCGAGCGCGGGGGCAGUAAGCUAACGACAUGACAGGAAUGGGCGCCUGGUCACAAAGUCCCGUUGUUGGGCCGUGCCGCCGCCGCCGUCGCGCUAGCUGCACAGCCGCCCGACCCAUCCGUCGCCUCUAGCUCCUCCGUCGAUCAUCUUUUGUCCGUCUUCAGCGGAACAACACAACCCUUUCCGCGGAAGCGAGUCACCGAUAUGGCAGGCAGAGGCAAGCCCCAGCCGGGCACGGCGUUGGGCUCCUACGAGGGCUUUGACAAACUCACAAGCAGCACUCUCAAGAGGCACCCCAAGAUGGAGCUGAGCAAGGCUGACCUGCUCAAGCUGCUGAGCGUGCUCGAAGGAGAACUGCAGGCCAGAGAAGUGGUCAUCGCUGUUCUCAAGGCGGAGCAGGUGAAGCAGCUGCUGUACCCGCGCGGCAAGGGCGGGUGCGGUGGCCCCAACGGGGGUGGCUCGGGGGGCGACCCCUGGGCCUCGCUGCAGCGGGACGUGCUGAAGGCGUACGACGGACGCUUCGACGCCGCCUCUGUGCGGGCCCUGCACGGGCUGCAGCUCUGCCACCUGGAGCACCUGAUCGCGCUACACCGCAGGGUGCAGGGCCGCACCCGGGAGGACCUCAGGGCCCUCGAGCAGCGCUGUGCAAAGCUGUGCCGCGAGCUGGACGAAGAGCGGGGCAAGCGCGUGAGGGACGCGGCCCAGGGGGACGACGUGACCUUCCUGCUGGAGAAGGAGCGGGAGCACCUGCGCCAGGAAAUCGACUACGAGCGCCAGCAGAAGCGCCGGCUCGAGAAGGACCUCCAGCAGGUGGGGGACUCCCUGGAGCUGGAGCGCAGUCGCCAGAAGCAGAUGGUGCUGCUCCUGCUCGGAGAGCGCAAGCGGCUCAUCCUCAGGCUCAUCCAGGAGCGGCAACGCGGAGACCAGCUGCUCCAGAGUCUGCAGGAAGAAAAGGCCCGCUCUGCGGACAUGGUGGAGGGACUGGAGGAAGAGAGCAAGCGCUCGCUGCAGAUGGAAGAGGAGAUGGAGCGGCAGGCCGCGGACUUUGAGCUGGAACGGGAGCGCUUCCAGGCGCAGCUGGGAGAACUGAAGGCCCUCAACGCCCAGCAGCAGGCAGAGCUAGAUCGGCUCCGCCUAGAGGCGGAGCGUGCUGCGGCGGCGGCCCCGCCCCUCCCGACGCCGCCCCUAGGCGAAGGGGUGCGCAGCGCCACAGUGGUGACCCCUGCCAGCGCCCCGCCCCCCUCGGUCCGGGCCGCCGUGCCCGCCCCGACCCCGCCCAGGGGCGUGGCCGUGGGACCCCGGGCCCCGCCCCUCAAGGUGGUGGGCCCGCCCCCGCCGGCCCCCGGUGCUCCGCCCCCGACACCGCAGGUGCCCCCCAAGCCGGCCCCCGACCGGACCCCGCCCAAGAAGGCGGGGCCUCCGUCAGUGGGUGGGGCCUCCCCGCGCCCGACCCCGCCCCCUGUGCCCCCCAACAAGCCCGUGCUGCAGCGCAAAGACCUGGGGCCCAAGCCCCCCGUGCCGCCGCGCAGCACUCCAGAGGUGGGUGUGCCGCCCCGGGCCGCGCCCCCUCCGGCUCUCGACCUGUUCGGUCCGGAGCUGGCGGACUUCCAGAGCCUGCUGGUUUCCAUGGCGACGGAUAGGUCCGGCCGACUGCGGAGCGGCGCACCCUGACUUGCGCUCCGGAUGCGUGCGUUUGUGUGUGCACUCUGUGUCUCGCCGUGCACGAGGGGUGCCUGGAUGUUGUGCCCGCAACGAGUCGUCGGCAUCUUGGGUUUCAUCACUGCCGCGUCGCUCACCAUCGCGUCACUCACAAUCCGUCGUCUGCACGCCUUGGGAGCGAGGCGGAAACGUCAAGUCUCCGCACCGCCCUGGGCACGUCUGCUACACGCAUGGCGGGAGCAUGCGGGCGCAGGUUCUUUGUGUUGGCCAACCGACGUUGUGUCUUUGGGUCGUUUGUUGCCACCGAGGUGGUGCAUGUUGUUGGUGCUGCAGCUCGGUAAUUUUACGUUCGUGCCUGCACGUUUUGUUGUUAACUUGGUGUGUACACCGCUUGUCUGAAUUGCUUUCAUUCAUUCCUUGUGAACGAAAGUGCCUGUGGCAGACGAAGAAAGCGCGACAUCUGCUCUGUUUCAUUUUCUGGUUUGCAUGUUCUGUGCACUUUCGGGUUAACCCUAACCUGCACUGCAUGCUGGCUGGUUCUCACACCCUUUGCUACCUCUUGCGAGUUUUACUGGAGUAGUCUUGGUUUCGUCUCGCUGUUUCGUUUUGAGUUGGUAGAAUUAUUCUUUUUGUUGUUGUUUGUGGCAACUUACCAAUCUUUUUGUUAGCACCGAGACAAAGGGUGAAAUUUGUCCCUCUUUACACGCACAAGAUCACAAAUUUAUUUCCAUCGUUGAAGUUGAUUCUUAAUGGCCCCGGCAGCAAAUACAAGCCGGACAUUGCAUUGUGCGGAUAAACUUGCAAGUCAUGGUUGACCGAUUUGCCGAAUGUCGUUCCCAUUCUCAACCCUUGGUCUGUAAGUGUUUAGCAUUCCGGUUUGCAUCAAAUUUGGAGGAGGCCACAGUGUAGACAUGUUUUUGUUAGGGCUGCUUGCAUGUGCAACUUGUACAGCUAACAUUGUUCCUUUGAUUGUCGUAAAUAUAAAAAGCGUGCUACCCUCACCUGCAUUUCAGGGUGCAAAGGCUAGCUUGUACUUGCCCGAGCAGCUAGCUCAACUUGUGAUAGUCACUGGACAAAACCUCAAACUGGCAGUGCUGUGGUCUGGUGAAUGCAUGUAGUGGGCAGCUCUCAUAUAUAUACAGGCAGUCUAAGACAAGAUCCCUUUAGUGGACAGGCGACCUUUACUUUGUAAACUUGUUCAAGAUUGUUUCAUCUAGUUUUAAGACAGCCUUAAAUAUUUUUUUUUUUUAUCUUUUUUGCCCCAAGCUGUCUUAGUGUGUCCAAAACAUUUUAGAAUUGUAAAAAUUUCCUCCUUGACGUCGGGGUCUUUUAGAUUUUUCAAAACUCCAUGGCCACAUAACGAGGCCUCAACCUUGGGCUGACUUGAAUCGUAAGUAGAGACAACUUGCAAAGGAUGUCAGGGAAUUUCUGAUACACUUUCUCCACACUGCCGUGAAAGGAUGGGAGCAGGAAUCGGAGGCUUCAAAGGCGCAAGCUUUUAAACUGCUGGCAGCUAGCAGCCUGCCGAAAUCCUGCUUUUGGGGCAGCAUGCUUGGCGCCGAGUACCUGACCUUAAUUUUGCUUCACCCUCUCUUUCCCCCUCCCCCCUUUCUGUAUCCUCUCCUCCUCAUAUUCCCUCUUUCCCUUUACAGGGUGGUGUGCAAAGGUGAUAGAGACACGGACCUUUCGUUAUCAGAUCUGAGGAGUGAACGGAAGUGGAGAGUGUGUGCUCGCGCGUGUUGCGGAUGAUGUUUGGCAAAGCGCUUCCAUCGGAACAAUUCUUUUACACGUGUCGUUCGCGUGUCGGCUCAAAGAGGUUUCAAACGUCGCGAGGAUCGCGAUUGACGGAUGUCGUCUCAAGCCGGAAGCGACCCGUGGUUCCACGUGCAGACGACUGGAGUUUUGGUUUCCAUCGAUCGCUAGCGCGUUGCGGAGAGGCGUUCAACUCUGCACCGCGAAAAAUGUUUUUAGGCAGCACUCGAAAAUGUUUAACAGGUCCGAGAUAUCCCACCUUCGUCACGUCAGAGUAUGGUAACUCCCGUUGGAGCCUUCGAGCGGUAGCGCACAAUUCACAAGGCGGUACGCAUGCUCCAAGUCCACUUGCGAAAGAUGCCGUCUAUGUUUGAGCCACCGAGACCAGAGACAGAAACUUGCGGCAGGGACACCCCAUUGCAUUGCUCGGCGUCUCGAGCAACAUUGCGGCGCAGUUAGAUUUGCAGUGCCACGCUCUUAAUGUUUUUUUUAAUUUAAUUUUUAAGGAGACAUAUCCACGGAAGUGUUGUACAUACCUCGGCGACCUUUGUAUUGUACAGAAGUAACCGCGUCCUUGUGCGCGUGGCAUCUGAUAGCCUAGUCGUAAACAGAGAGGAGUUCUGAAAGGGAUGCUGCUGGUCUGGCUUGGGUCGCUGCGAUUUUGUGUGGCAGCAUUUGCCCGAGCUUUUUUCUUUUUUUUCGGACCCACCGAAGAACUCUUAUCGCUUUUAUCGCGUUGAAUUAAGUUAAACCCAACAAACCAUUUUUAACAAGCUUCUUUCUAAUGCUUUUUUUUUUUAAGCUGUUUUAGUUUUAGGUGCACGACUUUGAAGGAAUUUGCAGGUUCUUAUUCAAAUACCCGAGAGUGGAGAACCUGGGAGGUUUCUGGAUUUGAAAAUUAUGUUUUUGUCCUUUGCGGCAUCUCAAAUUGCCACUUCCUUAGUGCCACAUUGAAGCUUUCUUUUUUUUUUUUAUUGUUAUUAUUAUUAGUUGCUUGGGGAGAAUGGGUUAAGAUUCUAGAGUGGCACGGGCAGUGCGAGUUGCGCGGUCUUGCGGUUGCUGCAAGAUGCGAGGUGUACUUAGACUCCGGGUUAGAAAGCUUGUGGUUGAGUCGGACUCCAGGCUCUUUUUAAUCCCUCCCCUCAGAGGUAACCUUCGGCGCCUUUGCGCAUUCUUUGCCUCUAAGAUUUUCCCGCAUCACGAGGCUCGUCAUUUCAAGAGCUCGCCCAAGAGUGCACCGCAAGAAAAUACCUCUCUCGACCAAAAAUUCAGGUUAGUCGUACUUACGAAUGUGCCAAAAAGCCACCUGUGUCACGAUAUGUCGACCGUUCCGGACCAAAACGAUGCGGACGGUCACACAAGUCCCGCGUCAUCCGAAGCCCCGCAAGUGCACCGCCGUCGAGGGAAGUCUUCCACGGACACUUCGUCAGUUUGCCGUCGUAAAUCCCGACAAGUGACGCGCCGGGACCCUGCAGCACCGCCGACGCAAACUUUUCGGAAAAAGGCACGCAAUUUUUUCGGCGCGUUUGGGUACCGAACAUUCUGUACAGGCGGCGUGGAAGCGCGUUUUAGAGUUGUCUGGUCACAAGUGUCGUCCCGUACAAGUCGCCGGAUGACGAAGAUUCGGAAGUGCCGGGGUCAUUAUGCAUUGUCGUCCUCUGUGAAGUCGGCGUGAAUCGAGAGAGCCAGUGUCUGAGGUCGUUGUGCCGACAAACGCACCGCACAUUUCGCCACGCGUCGUAGGUUUGUGUGCCGUGUAGAAGCCUCGCCAUGCGUUUCGUCCCUGCACACUCUUAAAACCAGCGCUAGUCAAAGCCCGGGGCCCGUGAGGCGUCGACGCGGUUUGCCCUGCUCUCAUCGUCACUGUGCUCUUCUUGAGAUUUUUGUUUGUGCACUCCCGCUGUCGCCGGAUAGGGGAAGGGUACGCACCUGCGUCUGGCGUCGACAAAAACAACUGCCUCUCACAAAUGCGACAAACGCAUCACGGCUCAGCGACACGUGGUGCAAAUGUAUGGCAAAAGCUCACGCCGUCGCGAGCUCAAUUCAGACUUUUGUUUGUUUUGAGUGUUGUACAAGCAUGCAUUUAAGCCAUCAUUAUUGCGUUAUGUGCAUUAAGAUGCCCAGGCUAGUGGUUGUACCUCACUGGCUGAAUUUUCCUUUUACGCAGCGAUAUUGGAUUCCUUUUUGAGGUUUGAUGCAACACAUAGCACGUUUUCAUGCAUAUGCCGCAAUUGCUGCUGUAUCUCGUUGAUUGAGAGAGUUGCUACAACCAUUUGUUGUUAGUGGAUUCACUGCAGUGGCCAUCACGUGUACACUGUGGUUUAGGUAGGUUCACCGAAAAAGUGCCGCCUCUCGCUCGGUGCCGUCACUACCCCUGUCCGGAGGCUCCGGUUGCCCGUCUUGCAUUGUAGGAGAUCAUUGCCGCAGUUUAUUUUUUCAAUUGCAUUUUAUUUGUGCUGUUCCGUUUGUGAUGCCGAGUGUUAACGAGAACAAAGGAUAGAUAUGUGCCAUAUCAGCCGAGCUCUUCUUUUCUUGACUUGCUGUUCAUGUUGCUGAUAGCAAUAAAAACGACACAUCCCAACUCGAGUCCUCUUUUGAUCUACUGAA
Messenger RNA from Ixodes scapularis (black-legged tick), 6152 nucleotides. RefSeq names its product CTTNBP2 N-terminal-like protein (gene Naus). Bases 339 to 1805 code for a protein of 488 amino acids. The transcript is spliced from 8 exons. The record is from RefSeq and is a predicted model, not a curated record. Lineage: Eukaryota; Metazoa; Arthropoda; Arachnida; Ixodida; Ixodidae.